AUGCUCGUCCGUGCUGAUCGUGCUCGGACAGUUGGUAUUAUCUUCUUCAUACUCUCGAUCAUCGACGCACACAAAGCUCAUGUUCCCACCUGGAAAGCCAACAGCAUAGCUACAAUGAUCCAUGGACCCGAUGAAAUGCUUCAACGAGACCUACACACCAAGAAUCAUGUCCAUUCCUUGAGUGUGGCUAGCGAAACCGUGGCCAAGCUUGAAUGGUUUCCUGAAGGGUAUGCACUCACUGCUGGACAUCAACCUGCAGCCAAAAUUUCUCGACCUACAACACCAGGAAGAGACGAGGAGGAACAUGAGAUGGAUGCUUUGAGGAUCCCCACUACACCGCAAACCCCUGGUUCGAACAUCACUUUGGUCGAGCCACACGUUGUCGGAGGAGCGGAACAAGGCACCAUCCGACCAGUGUCGCCAGCAUUUGCUGGCCCUGGCUGGAGUGAUGUCCAGAUUGAUGAUCCGUCGGAGUCUCCACCCUUGGGUAUCAGAAAGAGUUUGUGA
Molecule: messenger RNA, 507 nt
Organism: Aureobasidium uvarum
Lineage: Eukaryota; Fungi; Ascomycota; Dothideomycetes; Dothideales; Saccotheciaceae
Source: the annotation of a GenBank genome assembly